Molecule: messenger RNA, 1243 nt
Organism: Varanus komodoensis (Komodo dragon)
Lineage: Eukaryota; Metazoa; Chordata; Lepidosauria; Squamata; Varanidae
Gene: CA12
Product: carbonic anhydrase 12
Exons: 10
Coding region: 1-1047 (348 amino acids)
Cellular component (GO): plasma membrane
Molecular function (GO): zinc ion binding; carbonate dehydratase activity
Source: RefSeq, a predicted model, not a curated record
AUGGCCUCGAGAGGCAGCGCGGUUCCCACAGCUGCUUUCCUGGCACUCGUCCUCGGGGCUUACCUUUCCACACAAGCACCUGUGAAUGAGUCGAAAUGGUCUUAUAUUGGUCCUGAUGGGGAGAAACUGUGGCCCAAGAAAUAUCCCUCGUGUGGGGGCGUCUUCCAGUCUCCCAUCAACUUCCAUAAUGACAUUCUCCAGUACGAUUCCACUCUUCUGCCAGUAGAGCUGGAGGGUUACGACAGACUGCCCUCUGAACAGCUUCUUUUGACCAAUAAUGGACAUUCAGUGAACAUGAAUCUUUCCUCAAGGAUGCGCAUCCGGAACCUCCCUUCCCAGUACUCGGCAGCACAGCUCCACUUGCACUGGGGAAACCGAAACAAGCAGGAGGGCUCGGAGCACACGGUCGGCGGGAGGCACUUUGCCGCAGAACUCCACAUCGUGCAUUACAACUCCGACAGAUACCUGGAUUUGAAAUCCGCCCUAGACAAGUCGGACGGCCUGGCAGUCUUGGCAAUCCUGAUUGAGAUCGGCCCAUUCAAUCCAUCCUAUGAAAAGAUCUUCAGCCACUUCCAGAACGUGAAGUACAAAGGUCAAGAAACUUUCAUCCCAGGCUUCAAUAUCCAAGAGUUGCUCCCAGAUAGCCUGGAUGAAUACUAUCGCUACGAAGGGUCUCUAACGACACCCCCGUGCUACCCCAGUGUUCUUUGGACGGUGUUUCGAAAACCGGUGCAGAUUUCAGAGGAGCAGUUGCUGGCCCUGGAGACGGCGCUGUACUGCACGCAGCUCAACGAUCCCGCCCCCCUUGAAAUGGUGAACAACUUCCGGAGAGUCCAAGAGUAUGAUGAAAGGCUGGUUUCUGUCUCCUUCCGGCAAGGUUUCGUCCUGUUUGUCGUGUUCGCCAGCAGCCUCGCCACUCUCCUCGUCACUGCUGUGGCCGUUUGGCUGAUUCGGAGGAGGAAGAGUGCCGAAAGAGCAGGGGAAGCCAACGGGGUCCUGUACAAGCCGGCCAUCUCCGAGGAGGAGCAAAAUAUCUCCAAGGCAUAGCCUGAGUGGACAUUUCUGGACCUGAGCAGCUCAGGAGCUCCAAACAUGGCGGUGUCUCUCUCUUGCCCUCGUCUGCCCAUUAAGUCAGGCGCCCCUUCCUGCUCGAAAGGGGCAUCUUCAGAGACUCUCACCUGAACAGCAGCUGAAAGGAAGGAGCAGGCUGGCGGGUCACUGCCUUGCCUUCACGCGUAGCCAA